Messenger RNA from Moesziomyces aphidis, 3294 nucleotides. The record is from the annotation of a GenBank genome assembly. Lineage: Eukaryota; Fungi; Basidiomycota; Ustilaginomycetes; Ustilaginales; Ustilaginaceae.
AUGGCCGCGUCCGCAUCACUUGCGUUCCGAUCCGUACGCAAACAGUCCAUCUCCACCGCUUCCUCGCCUGCAUUCGACCCCUCCUCAAUAUCCGCCGCAUCCAUGCCGCUCUCGCCCUCGCCCUUGCCAGGCACAAACGCCUCGGCCGCAUCAUCCGUCGCCAGCUCCUCCGCAGAUGGAGGCAUCGGAUCCUCCCUCAUCGGGCCCGGCGGCGCAGCUCUCAUGGCAGGCGCUCCCGCAGCCGCCAACACCAUCGCCAACAAGCAGGCCGUCGCAGGCUCCUCCCUCUACCAGGCCUGCCUCAACCUCCGCGACCGCCUCUACUGCGUCCCCGGCUUCGGCGAGGCCUACCUCGACGAAAUCAGCGCCCCCUCCCUCACAUCCCCCUCCACCCCCUCCGAUCCACUCUCGCCCACCGUCUCGGCCAGCAGCCCCACCUCGCCCGAUGCCGCGCCCAUCCGCAAGUCCAGCAGCGACCCCGUCACGCAGCUCUGGCAGUGCUUCCGCCUCGGAUCGCCCCUCUGCGCCCUCUUCAACACCUUGAAUCCAGACGUAGAGCUCCCCGUCAACCCAGACGCAAAUCGCUCCAACGCCAACGCCUGCAAGGCCCAGGUCAUGAAGUUCAUCAUCGCACUCAAAGAGAAGCUCGGCUGGGACCCGGACGACAUCUUCACCGUAUCCCAGCUCUACCUCAACGACACCAAUGGCUUCGUCAAGGUCGUCCGCACCAUCAACAGGCUCCUCGACGUCCUCCAAGAGCGCGGCCUCCUCAUCGAGACCAACCGCAAGUCGGACAACGACGACAUCGACCAUCCCUCCGACGACCGCGCCAAGGUCAUCCGCGAGCUCCUCACCACAGAGCGCAAGUACGUCCAGGACCUCGAGGUGCUCCAGAACUACGCACGCGCCCUCGCACAGUACGACAUCCUGCCCCCAGACACCCUCCACAACCUCUUUGGCAACCUCAACAAGCUCGUCGACGUACAGCGCCGCUUCCUCAUCUGCGUCGAGGAGAACGUGCGCCGCACGCCCGACGAGCAGCACUUUGGCCACGUCUUCAUGACCAUGGAGGACGACUUUGCCGUCUACGAACCCUUUUGCGCAAACUACAACCUCGCCCUCGACCUCAUCAACCAGGAGGCGCACAACCUCGUCCGCCUCAAGGGCAUGCCCGCCGCACACGGCUGCUACCUCGACCCCGCCUACGAGCUGCCCACCUUCAUGAUCAAGCCCGUACAGCGCAUCUGCAAGUACCCGCUCCUCCUCGAGCAGCUCCUCAAAAAGACCCAGGAGGACGCGCCGCGCUACCAGGAGCUCCAGGACGGCCUCGAGGUCAUGCGCAGGAUCACCGACAAGGUCAACGAGACCAGCCGCCUCCAGGAGAAUGCACAGCUCGUCAAGGAGCUCGAAUGGCGCGUCGAGGAUUGGAAGGGCCACAACAUCAAGACCUUUGGCCUGCUCCUGCUCUCGGACGUCUUCCUGGUCGCAAAGAGCGACACCGAGCGCGAGUAUCACGUCUAUCUCUUUGAAAAGAUCCUGCUCUGCUGCAAGGAGAUCGCGCCCGCCGCACAGAAGAAGGGCGCAAAGAACAACUCGCUCCUCAAACAGAAGGGUGGCAGCGCCGCUGGAGCCGCAGCAGGCGGCAAGAAGGCAAAGACCACGCUCCAGCUCAAAGGUCGCAUCUUCAUCAACAACGUCACCGGCGCCUUUGCCAACUCCAAGAUGAGCAGCAUCCUCGGCGCGCCGAGUGGACAGCAUGCGCUGCAGGUGUGGUGGCGCGGCGACGUCGACCACGAGUCGUUUGCGCUCAAGUGCAAGAACGAGGAGCAGCUCAAGCUGUGGCAGACGGCCAUCAACAAGCUCAUCGACGAGGUCAACAUGCGCCGUCAGCAGGCCGCCGCACAGCACUACUCGCAGCAGCAGCAGAGCAUCAACAUGGCCGGCGCCGGCGCGCUCGGCAGACGCAUCACCCAGACCACCUCGCACUUCCCACAGACGCCGCUCUCCGAGAUGGCGCCCGUCAAUCCCUUUUCCGCCUUGCCACCCUCGGGGCUGUCGCGGACGCAGAGCCAGGCCAGCUCCUACCGCUACGACGACGAGGAUUCCGAGGGUCAGCAGAGCUACUACGAGUCGAAUUCGGGCCGUGCAACGCCCGCGCAAGGGCGCUACUCGCAGACCGGCUCCGAGGCGAGAGAGCGCCAGAACUCGCUUGCCUCUUCGACCGAUCUCCGGCCGCGCGCACGCACCGAGGACCAGGACUCGAGCGUCAUGGCACAGUGGAGGUCGCACUCGCCCGCGGUGCCGCCGCCCAUGCCGCGCGGCCUGAGCUACUCGUCGGGCGCCGACCAGCACCAGCACGCGCUGCGCAAGGCUAGCUCGUCGCGGCAGCUGCGCCAGGCCAACGGCGUGCAGGCGGGCUAUGCGCGCACGCCGCGCGCUGCCGGCGUCGACGGCGGCGCGGUCGAGUACCUCGACGGCUCGUCGGACUCGGCGUCGAGCGACUUCAAGUACGGCAGGCCGCGCGGCGACUCGGUUGCGUCCAACAUGUCGCGCACCACCUCCGACUCGGGCGCGGUGCACAGCCGUUCGAGAUCCGCGUCGAAUCCGCAGAUGUACGCGCUGCCGCCGCACAUGCAGGGUCCGCCACCACCCAUGCCCAAGGUGCCGUACGGCGCCGGCCUGGCCGACCACCUCAAGAGCGCCAACGCCAGCUCGGCGUCGCUCGGCGGCAGCGGCGCGCCCGCUGCGGCUGCGGGUGCGCCCGCCGCUGUUCCGGCGAGCGCGGGCGGCGUGGAUAAGCGAUUCUCGAGCUCGUCAAUCGCAACGUCCGAGUCCGGCCAGUCGGGUUCGAGGCCGCAGUCGUCGACGGCCGCAUCGUCGCCCGUCAACGUGACCAACUCGACCGGCUCCAGUGCAUCCUCGGCCAUGCUGCGCACGAGCAAUCUGUCUGCCAACGGCGCGCGCGCGGCGGCACCCCCCGCACCCCCCGCAUCAGCACCGCCGAUGACCACGUCCAACUCGAACGCGGUCAAGCUCAUUGUCAACUUUGGCGACGACAAGUUUGUCGUCGUCGUGCUCACCACCAUCGGCUUUGGCGCGCUCGCCGACAAGGUGGCCAAGAAGGUACGCGUAUGCUCCGGCCGCCCCAUCGAGCUGCCGCUGCGCAUGCGCUACAUCGACGAGGACGGCGACAGCGUGCUCAUGUCCGACGACGACGAUGUCCAGAUGGCCUUUGAGGGCGCGCGCCGAACAGGCCACGUCGAGCUCCUCGUCACCGCCAAUCCCACCGCCUAG